AUGUGUCGCCAAUACUUCACAUUCUACGACUGGUGCCAGUGCGAAGAGGACGCCGGCCAAAGCGUAUGCUCCGGCCACAGACGCAACAGCUGUCCAGGUGUGAGCAUUGAAACAGUCCAUAUGCACUGUUUCUGCAAUAGCCAUGCUACAAAGGGCUUCAAGUCUGAGAAACAGACACGCAAGGAGGAGAACAAGACACGGCGCCAGUCCCAGGACUCUAUAAAUGAGAAGACUUCUUUUGGACGACGCUGGUUCCAGUGGUAUCAAUGGCGGGGACUGCGAUCUCAUUGA
Molecule: messenger RNA, 291 nt
Organism: Penicillium nucicola
Lineage: Eukaryota; Fungi; Ascomycota; Eurotiomycetes; Eurotiales; Aspergillaceae
Exons: 1
Coding region: 1-291 (96 amino acids)
Source: RefSeq, a predicted model, not a curated record